Molecule: messenger RNA, 2718 nt
Organism: Apodemus sylvaticus (European woodmouse)
Lineage: Eukaryota; Metazoa; Chordata; Mammalia; Rodentia; Muridae
Product: zinc finger protein 664-like
Exons: 3
Coding region: 118-1494 (458 amino acids)
Biological process (GO): negative regulation of transcription by RNA polymerase II
Molecular function (GO): DNA-binding transcription repressor activity, RNA polymerase II-specific
Source: RefSeq, a predicted model, not a curated record
AACUUCCUUAAGCUGCAGUUGCUGUGCUUGCCCCCUAGGACAUUCAGCAGCUCGUCCUGUCCCCUGCCAGGGUCUGUUAACCUUCAAGGAUGUGGCUCUGGACGUCUCACUGGAGGAAUGGGAAUGUCUCAGUUUUACUCAGCGGGCAUUGUACAUCCAUAUGUGAUGCUGGAGAAUUACAACAAUCUAUUGUUUGUGGAAAAUCAUCUCUUACGUGGAAAACAGGGGAAGGUCUUAAAUCAAGACACAGAAUGCAUUGUUCACAGCCAUGUGGAUGUACAAGAGAAGUCUUAUAAAUGUAAUAAGCUUAGCAAAAUGAUUAAUGAAUCCAACCAAAGCACACCUUUUAAAACUAACCACAGAGAUGAUUCACUUCAAUUCCAAAACCUGAAAAGACAUAAAACUGGAAAAAGCAGAGAAGUUUCCAAAUAUAAAGACUAUGUAAAGUGUUUAAAUGAAUGCCCUUUCAUUAAUCUAAAUAAAGGAAUGCACAUAGGGAAGAAAGAAAAGAAUGCAAAACUUCAUAAGACUUUUGUGUCUAAACAUAAUCAGAAGCUGAAACAAAACAAUAGUGGUAAGAAGCUUUACAAAUGUAGUGAAUGUGAAAAAUGCUUUACCCACAAAGGCCAUUUUAGUCUUCAUCAGAGAAUUCAUACAGAAGAGAAACCACACAAAUAUAGUGAGUGUGACAAAUGCUUUAUUGACAAACCUCAUCUGAGAAUUAAUCAGAGAACUAAUACUGGAGACAAACUUUACAAAUGCACUGAAUGUGAAAUAUGCCUUAACUACAAAUCCAGGCUUCAUUUAAACCAGAGAAUUCAUAGAGAACCAAUAUCGUACAAAUGCAGUGAAUGUUACAAAUGCUUUACCCAAAAAUUCCAUCUUCAAAGUCAUCAGCGAAUUCAUACAGGAGAGAAACCUUACAAAUGCAGUGAAUGUGACCAAUGCUUUCAGUACAAAGAGAGUAUGCUAUAUCAUCAGCGAAUUCAUACAGGAGAGAACCCUUACAAAUGCAGUGAAUGUGACCAAUGCUUUAAGUACAAAGAUAGUAUGCGAUAUCAUCAGCGAAUUCAUACAGGAGAGAAACCUUACAAAUGCAGUGAAUGUGACAAAUGCUUUACCAGAAAAUGUUAUCUUCAAAUUCAUCAGCGAAUUCAUACAGGAGAGAAACCUUACAAAUGCAGUGAAUGUGACAAAUGCUUUACUGACAAACGCAGUCUUAGAAUUCAUCAUAGAACUCAUACAGGAGAGAAACCUUACAAAUGCACUGAAUGUGACAAAUGCUUUAAGUACAAAAAUGGUUUGCGAUGUCAUCAGCGAAUUCAUACAGGAGAGAAACCUUACAAAUGCAGUGAAUGUGACAAAUGCUUUAACCAAAAAUGCCAUCUUCAAAUCUUAAUUAAUGUGAACUAUUUUUGUGGGAAAAUAAACUCUGAGAAUGUGACUAUAGGAAACUUUUACUUGUUUACCUUCAAAUAUUAUAAAACCAAGUAGGGAAACCAGAAGAAUAUAAUGUUUUUGGACACUUUCCUUGCCAACUGAAAUAAAUGAUUCAAAAGGAAACCUUAUUAAGGUAUGUAAUACACCAUUCAAACUGUUUAAUAAUACUGACAUAAUCCUUUAUAUUUAAUUCACCAAAAGAAAUUCAGACAAAUUAAACUAACAAAGGAGGACUUGAUACACUGAGCCACUAAAAUAGGAUGUGUUUAUCCUAUGUAGAUGCCUACAGGGUUUGGCAAUGAUGGUGCAUGCCUUUAAUUCCAUCACUUUGGGGACAGGCUGGCAGAUUUCUGAGUUUCUGGGAAGCCUGGUCUAUACACAGAAACCUUGUGUCAAAACAAAACAUGAACAAACAAAAAAACAAAGAAGAGAUGCCUACAGAUUUUCUUGGAGUAUCCAGUAUUCAUAAUCUGUCAAAUGCUGGUUUCAAGUUUCAGGAUAACAUCUGAUUAUGAGUCCCGUGUGCUCUGGUCUACAAGUUCUUCCUCAUUGUCCCCUAAGUAUAUCCAAAAAAAUUCAUUGAUUAAGCCAGUUUGACUUUUUUUUUUUUUUAAUUCUCAGUUUUCACUUGGGAUACUUUGAUGAAUAUAUGCCGUUGUCUCACCAGGAAAUGUCUCUCAUGAAACAUAUGAGAUAGCAUUAAAAUUUUCUGCGCACUUGUAACAUGAACUUAAUACUAGAGAUUUUCAAUGUGUGGAUUACAACUCCUUUCUAGGGUGAAAUGACUUUGUCACAGGGGUUGAUUAAGAGCCAAUGAAAACAUAUUUCCAAAGGACUGAGAAAUCAAUCAUUUCACUCUUGGUGAGUUUGCCCACAUGAAAAUAAUUUGUAUUGUAUGUUAGUUUUAUAAACUAGCAAACACUAGGAAAUGUUUAGGAAAUUUGAAAACUCUGAUGUGGAAAUAAUGAUUUGUGCUAACUAAAAUAGUAAGAUUUUGCUCCAUGGACCAAGCUUGCUGCCAGAGUACUACUAGGUUAAUGUAAUAAGCCUUGAAACAGACAAAAUGGAGAGAAUGUUAGAACCUCAACAGUUAGUCUUCUCUCUUUCAUGAAUUCAUAGAAAUAUGAAAGAAAAGUCUACCAAACAAUAAAUAAAAACAUAACUUUGUCAUUUUCAGGGAUAAACAUCCGUAUUGUGCUAUGUAACUGCAUGUCUCAAAACUCUUUAAUAGCAUUUGAUUGAUGUAAAUUCCAAUAAAAAUCAGAUCAUUGGCUCAUA